AUGAACGAGCAUCACUUGGAUGUUGGGCUCCUCUGCGUCACGAACGUUUCCGUUAUUAGUGGACCGCAGCGUACGGAGGCGGACCUGCACGUAUCCGCCACUGAAGCCGUGAAGGUGCUGUUGAAUGAGUGCCGAGAACUCCCGACGGUGACAAAGCGGGGGAAGUUCGACGCCACCUCGACGUUGGUGAAGCUGCCGCAGCCUGUGAUGCUGCUGCCGCGUGAGAAGGCCCCACCGAAGCCGAAGCCGCUCACAGCCUGGGAGAAGUUUGCGCUGAAGAAGGGCAUUGCUCUCAAUCGCAAGAAGAGCAACCGCGUGUUCGACGAGGAGCGGCAGGUCUGGAAGGACAAGUGGGGCAAGCGCGCCCGUGAGGACCGCGAGAAGCACGACUGGCUGCGGGAGGUGGGGCCUGGCUACGUGGCGCAGGAGGAGGGCGGCGACCCGUUCUUGGAUGAACGUAGAGCGAAGAAGGCACGACUGGAUAAGCAGAAGAAGAAGGAGGAGCAUAAUAAGCGCCGCUCAGAGCACAUUACGCAGGCGCAGGAAGAGGUCCGACAUCUGACUGCCGCAGCAAGGCAUCUGGCAACAGCGUCCAAUGGCAAAUUCGACAAGAUAUCAUCUAAGAGGAAGGGAAAGAAGUGA
This is a messenger RNA of Trypanosoma theileri, 642 nucleotides long. Its product is annotated as putative ribosome biogenesis regulatory protein (RRS1). NCBI's taxonomy places the organism in Eukaryota, Euglenozoa, Kinetoplastea, Trypanosomatida, Trypanosomatidae. Bases 1 to 642 code for a protein of 213 amino acids. The record is from RefSeq and is a predicted model, not a curated record. Gene Ontology annotation, molecular function: protein binding. Gene Ontology annotation, cellular component: nucleus; preribosome, large subunit precursor; nucleolus. The transcript has a single exon. Gene Ontology annotation, biological process: ribosomal large subunit biogenesis; ribosomal large subunit export from nucleus; endonucleolytic cleavage in ITS1 to separate SSU-rRNA from 5.8S rRNA and LSU-rRNA from tricistronic rRNA transcript (SSU-rRNA, 5.8S rRNA, LSU-rRNA).